UGGUCAUUCUCGCACAAUUGUUGAUUAGAAAUGCGGUCGCAAAUUACAAGCAAUUACGACAUGCUCUGAUUCACAAGUUCAAGAACAUGGUAUCUUAAGCUUGUUGAACAUUGACAAUUUCUCUAAUCAUAAUAGCGAUCCCUUACCCAAUAAUACCGAAUUGGAAUCGAAAAUUCACUCUAUAUUACCCAUGAGAGGAGAUCUAAUUGACUAGGUUGAGAAACACAUGACCGUCCGAGGAUAAGGGUAAUCACUACACAUAAAACAUGUUUCCCGAAGAUAGUCGUAAUGAUCCCAUGCUGGACCGGAGGCUGUUUACGGAUUCACAAAAUGAGGCCGUAAACAGCGCUCCGCUCUCGGAUGAAGAUAUUGAAAAAAUAUGGACUUGGAACGCGGUAGUACCAACACCAAUUCAGGGGUGUGUUCACGACCUCAUCACGGAAAUAGCAAAUUCCCAGCCAGAUGCACCUGCAGUUUGCGCUUGGGACGGCAAUUUUACCUAUGCUGAACUUGAUAACCUCGCCAACAAUGUGGCGCAACGUCUUCUAAAAAUGGGCAAUUCUCCUGGAUCUAACGUACCGCUCUUGUUUUCAAAGUGUCGAUGGACUUGUGUCGCAAUGUUAGGUGUAAUCAAAGCUGGGUGCGCAGCUAUUGCGCUUGACCCUGCUUACCCUGACAUACGGCUGCAGUCGAUUAUAAAACAGUGCCGGUCAACCACAAUCAUUGCAUCAGAAAGCCACGUGGAUAGAAUCGUACAAAUGACAAAUGUUCCCGUUCUGCAAAUUGACGAGAGGAUGCGAGUUACAGCAAACGUUGGCGAAGAGCAAGACAAGUUGGGGCUACCCGUCGUUUUGCCGGAAGACAUUGUGUAUAUCUCAUUCACAUCUGGAUCAACAGGUCAGCCCAAAGGUGCUUGUAUAAGCCAUGCGAACGUGAGGAGCACCGUGUAUUACCAAGGGUCUCAACUUGGAUUUCAUAGAAAGUCUAGAGUAUUUGAUUUUGCGCCAUAUUCUUUUGAUGUGGCAUGGAGCAAUGUUUUACACACACUGUGCGCUGGGGGAUGCUUAUGUAUUGCAUCGGAAGAAGACAUGAUGAGAGAUCUUUCUGCAUCGCUCAUCGAAUACAAAGCGACAUUGAUCAAUCUGACGCCAACGGUGCUCCGUACAAUCAAAGGAAUUGUCCCAUCUCUUGAAACGAUUCUACUGAGUGGAGAAAUGCCUUACUACGACAACCUGAAACAGUGGGCCGAUAACGUCAAGCUUGUUAACACGUAUGGACCAACUGAAUGCACUUUUAAGUGUGCAUUUUCUACUCUUUCGACAUCGACGGAUGAAGUACCCAGUAUUGGAAAAGGUGUAGGGUUUUGCACCUGGGUUGUUAACCCCGAUGAUUGCAACACCCUGGUUGCCGCAGGGUCGACUGGCGAGCUUUAUUUGGAGGGCCCUAUGGUUGGCCAAGGUUAUCUAUAUGAUCGUGAAAAGACUGAAUCGGCGUUUAUAAAUAACCCCCCUUGGUUAGUCGGUGGGAAAGACGGAUUAUCGGGUCGGUCAGGCCGCUUGUACAAAACUGGUGAUUUGGUGAAGUAUCGAUCAGACGGAUCUCUUGUAUUUGUGGGCAGAAAGGAAACUUCCCAGUGGAAGAUUCGGGGUCAACGUGUUGAAAUUGGCGACGUAGAGCAUCAUGUUCGGGCUUGCUUAGAUGGUAGGCUUUCAGUCAUCGUGGAGGCUGUUGUUUAUCGUAACAGAAGCAGUCCGUCGCUGGCAAUGUUUAUACAGACUGGGGGUGAAGAUAUGACAGAGGUGAAGUAUCUGUUAGACGGGUUAAUGCAAAGGGCUGCGAAGCGCCUACCUGCGUUCAUGCUUCCUAGCAUUUACAUUCCCAUUGAAAAAAUACCGAUUGGCCCUACAGGGAAAAUAAACCGGCAACACCUGCGAGCAAUGGUUGCUUCUCAAACAUUCAAUGACAUUCUACAACUCCAAUCCAAAACUAUUUCUGCCAGCGAAUAUUGUCCACCGUCUAACGAAAUCGAAAGCCGGCUCACCGAGCUUUGCGCAACUGUUAUGGGUUUAGAGUCAGGCCGAAUCAGUAUGACGGAUAACUUUUUUCGUCUCGGCGGCGACUCUAUAAUUGCAAUGCAAUUAGUGGCAUCGGCUCGUCGAAGGGGUUUACUGUUGACGGUAGCAGAUAUAUUCAAGUCACCAGUGCUACGAGAUCUGUCUAAGGUCAGUAGGUUAGAAACAGAAACCGAGAGCGAAGAUGGAAUGGCACCGUUUUCACUCCUCAGUGGAAAGAUAGAUUUGGAUAACAUAUGUCAGGAGAGUGCCAGGAUUUGCGGAGUUGGAAUAGGUGAUAUUGAAGACAUUUACCCAUGCACGCCGCUUCAGCAAGGAAUGCUGGCAUUAACGGCUAAACAUUAUGCAAAAACCACUCUAGGAGCGGACUAUUAUGUUUCGAGAACAGCUUUUAAGCUUCCUCAUGACAUCGAUCUGGUGAGAUUAGAAGAGGCCUGGAGAGCUACAGUUGCUGAAGUCCAGAUUUUACGGACAAGAAUCAUAGACCUGCCAACGGAAGGCUUAGUUCACAUUGCAGUGAAUUCUCGGGUUCCUUUGCAUCGAUGGACAUCCCUCAAUGAAUUUUGGAAUGAUUCAUCAAGAACUUCAUUGGGAAAUCCUUUGUGCCGAGUAGGUAUUUAUGAAGGACAAGGAUUGUUCCUGGUUCUAGAAAUGCACCAUUCAAUCUUUGACGGGUGGUCUUUUGGACUGAUUCUGGAUUGUGUGGAGUGUCAUUAUAACGGCACCGGCAAGAACCCGUUAUCGCUAGUACCAUUUCAGAAAUAUGUGAGAUACACGUUGAUAUCAAAUACCGAUGAGGCUGUUUCAUUUUGGCGAAACCAACUCAUUGGGUCAGAGGCAGUUGUCUUUCCUCCACCAAAUUACCACCCACUGGGAAAACUGGAUUUAACCCAUGAAGUGAGAGAUUUGGAAUGGCCACGAGAAGGAAUCACACCUUCAUCCAUCGUACGUGCCGCAGUAUCUCUACUAGUCGCCUCAUAUACAAAUUCUACUGACGUCAAAUUCGGAGUGACCGUUAGCGGUAGACAAGUGUCAAUCCCAGGAACUGAAAGAAUAACUGGCCCAACAAUUGCAACAGUUCCCGUACGCGUCAAAUUCAACUGGGAUCAAUCUGUACGAAGUUUGUUGCAGCUAGUCCAGCAGCAGAUGGUAGAUUCCGUGGAAUAUGAAUAUAUUGGACUUCAGAACAUCCACCAAAUAGCUGCAGAUAUUGAGGAUGCGAGUCAAUUUCAAUUACUACUUGUUGUUCAGCCUGAUCAACAGACUAUGACGAUUCUACAAACCAAAAAGAACAACUCGGAGCUUGAUCCCAUGACCGAUAUGGUCAACAAAGAAUCUUGGGGUGACAGUUUGGCCGGUUAUAAUCCAUAUGCAAUGAUGAUAGUGUGUCAAUUGCGGGAGUCUGGUCUUGAUAUGAAGAUAAAUUUUGACUGCGGUGCCAUUCCAGAAAAACAAGUUCAACGACUCUUGCUACAAACCGAACUCGUGCUUCGACAAUUAUGUUCAAGAACCCACUCCAUGCUGGGAGAGAUUGAAAUGAUGACGAAUGAUGACCUUACCGAUAUUUGGAGAUGGAAUAAAAAUAUGAAAAUGGAUCCGCUCAUUUCUAUAAGUGACGUAAUUGACGCAAGAGCCACAACCAAACCGCAUGACACUGCAAUUUCCUCUUGGGACACCGAGAUCUCAUAUCAGGAGCUUAAAUAUCUAUCGACAGAUUAUGCAUUUCAACUAAGUGAAAACGGAGUAAAUAAGGGGUCAAUUAUUGCAUUGAAUUUCGAGAAGUCGGCAUGGAUGAUUGUUAUUAUGCUCUCUGUCCUUAGAAUUGGCGCAGUAGCAGUACCACUGUCAAUAGGAUGUUCAAGCCAGCGCGCUUAUCAGGUUGUGGAGACAGUGCAGCCUCAACUGGCUAUCACAUCAGGUCUACCUGAAGAGUCCCCGUUUCAGGGAAUGAUACCAGUUAUCGGUAUAUCCAGCCUGCAGAACCCGACAAGACAGGAACCGAAGCAUACUUUUCAAAAUGUCACCAAUUUUCCUUCGGAUCCUGCCAUUGUGCUUUUCACAUCCGGAUCAACAGGAAAUCCAAAGCCGAUCCAGUGGAGCCAUGAAAUACUGUCAAGCAAUAUCCAAGCCGCCAUCCGCUAUUUCCGAAUGGUUGAAAAGAGCAGGGUUUUUCAGUUUUCUGGGUAUGACUAUGAUGUUAGCACAAUCGAAACGUUGGCAUCUCUAACUGUCGGGGCCUGCUUAUGUAUUCCAUCGGAAUCUGAUAGAAAGAACGAACUCACCAGCACAAUCAAAGCCUACGAGGCUAAUUGGAUAUGUCUUACCCCAUCGGUCGCCGAAACGAUUGAACCUUCCGAUAUCCAAUCUUUGCGCACUCUAGUAUUUGCUGGGGAGCCAUUACAGGAAAGACAUGCAUUUCGGUGGCUGGAAACCGUGGAAACUAUUUAUAACUGGUAUGGGCCAGCAGAAGCUUCAGUAGCAACUGCAUGUAUCGUUCGAAGAGAACAUUGGAAGUUUGGCCUUAUCGGUAGAAGUGAAGUGGGAGCAAUGUGGUUGGUUAACCCCAACAACCCUGAUAAGCUGGCCUCAGUAGGAUCUAUCGCGGAACUCUGCAUUGAGGGCCCAAUAGUUGGAUGUUACACAGGUAAAAGAGGACAGUCGUUGAAUUCAAAGGCCUUUCUAUCCGCGAAAUGGCUACGUGAUGGGCAUUUAGAUAUUCCAGGACGUCCUGGUCCUAUAUACCGUACCGGGGAUCUUGUUAAAUAUGACAAAGAUGGCGACAUAAUUUACAUUGGCCGAAGAGAGAGUUACCAGAGGAAAUUACGAGGACAGAGGGUUGAUCUGCAGGAUAUUGAGAUAUGUGUGCAGUCCUUCCUACAUGGAAAAUUGGACGUAAUAGUGGUGGCGGAAAUUUUUUGUCCAUUUGGUAGUCUCAAGGAGAUACUGGCGCUCUUUGUAAGUGCUACUAAUACGGCAAAAAGCCAGGACCAUACCGCUUUGAUUAAGCAGAAUCUACCGCUGCAAGAGAUUGAGGACCACUUGUUAAACUGUCUAACAUCUUACAUAAUUCCGACGGUCUAUGUUCCUAUCGAUGAAAUCCCAGUCAACAAGUCAGGAAAAAUGGACAGAAAACGACUGCGUGAAAUUGGAAGUUCCUUGACUAUGAAGGAACUGGCAGAAAUGCAGCCUUCCCGGCGCAAGGAUAGAAAACCUGCUACAAACAUGGAAUUUAAACUCCAGGAAGUGUGGGCGAAUGUAUUAUUAAUGGAGCCGGGAUCAAUCUACGCGACAGACAAUUUCUUCCGUCUAGGUGGUGAUUCUAUUACCGCAAUGCGACUUGUCGCCUUGCUUCGUAAUCAGGAAUUAUUACUUACGGUAGGGGAUGUAUUUGAAGCUCCAGAGCUUCAAAAGAUGUCUGAGAGAGUUUUGCAGCAGAAUUCCGUCUCUCAGUCUCCUGAAACUAUCCCCUUCUCGCUUAUCCAUGUACAUCAGGAUACCGAGAUUGAGACUAGAGUAACAAUAUCUCGUGCUGCUCAUCUUUGUUCAGUUAAUGAAACUUUGAUUUCGGAUAUGUACCCGUGCACACCACUUCAAGAAGGCUUACUUGCACUCGGAAUAAAGAAGAGAGGACAAUACGUAUCUCGCAGUGUACUACCACUCCAGGGCCAUGUUGAAGUCGAGAAGUUACGACAAGCCUGGAUAUCGACCGCCAACAAAUUCCCCAUUCUUAGGACCAGAAUCACCGAUUUACCCGCACAUGGCCUUCUCCAGAUCGUGAUUGACAGUGUAUCGUACAGAUCGGGCAAUAAUAUCGACAGUUAUUUGAAUGACGAUGAGCGUGACGCGAUGGGUUUGGGGACAGCUCUUUGCAGAGUUGCUAUCAUCGAUCGUAAUUUUAUAUUGACCAUCCAUCACUGUCUAUAUGACGGAAUUUCACUCGAAAUGAUUUUACAGGAAAUCGAGUCUCAAUAUUUUGCCAAGCCUGCUAGGAACAAUACGCCCUUCCGUCAUUUCAUCGAAUAUUUAAAAAGCAGUGACACAGAAGAAGCCGCCCAGUUCUGGAAAAGAGAGUUGUCUCGUGCUGAAUUCAGACAGUUCCCUAUGGUUCCCACUGUGACAUAUCAACCACAGGCGACCGCCUUCCUGCAGCAUAAGGUCUCCCUGAACUGGUCGAGGAGUGGAAUAACGCCGUCCACCAUGAUCCGUGCUUCCUGGGCGAUGCUCGCAGCUCAAUACGUGGGAUCAACGGAUGUCGUGUUUGGUGCUACGGUCACUGGAAGACAAAUCAAUAUGAAAGGGAUUGAACACUGUGUAGGUCCAACCAUUGCAACCGUCCCGGUUGCCAUUUCAAUAGACUGGAGUGAGACCGUUGCAAAAUUCCUCCACCAUGUCCAGAGCCAAACUUGGGAAACAGUUAAAUACGAGCAGUACGGAAUACAAAAUAUCCAACGUGCUCUGGGAGUCCUCGACAACGGUGUUUUCCAGACAUUGCUGGUAAUACAGCCGUCAAAUGCAGGUAAUAGCUUGCAAAAAGACAGCCCGUUGUUCAAGGCCCGGAGCUUCGCGUCAUCCCUUGAGACAACAGGCACGGAUCCUUUCAAUACCAACGCAUUGAUGAUAAUAUGCCAAUUGGAACACUCUGGAGUGGAUUUGCGUAUCAGCUUUGAUCCGCAUAUUAUCGAUCGCGAUCAAAUGUACCGAAUAGUUUGCCAAAUGGAAACCAUACUUUCUCAGAUAACAGCAGACAGCUCACAGAACAUGAAACUAAGCGAAAUACAGACAGCAAGCGAUUUUGAUUUGAGCUCAUUUUGGACGCAAAAUCGACAGCCUUAUGAAGAACCAAGCACAUGUGUUCAUGACCUAGUAACAUCAGUCGCAAUAGAAGACCCCAAUGCAACUGCAAUCCACUCAUGGGACGGGUGUUUCUCUUACUGUCAGGUCGAGGAGCUCUCAUCUACUAUUUCACGGAGACUAUAUCAACUAGGGGUUGUCAAGGGGUCGACAGUAGCCUUGUGUUUAGAAAAGUCAAGAUGGGUGCCUGUGUUGCAAAUUAGUGUUUUAAAGGCGGGUGCUGUGAGCCUGCUUCUUUCAGCUACACUGCCCGAUCAGAGAGUGGCUGCCACCCUCAACAGUUUAGUAGUUAGAUUAGCAAUUGCUUGUGAUUCUCGCAGAGGAUUGAUAUCUCAAUAUGUCCACUGCGUAACGAUAGAGGAAUUAUCAACCGAUCCGGCCAACCUGCCUCUAUGUCCUUGGUCUCCGAUAAAAAUGAGCGAUCCGGCCGCGAUACUGGUUUCUUCAGGAAGCACAGGCGAGCCUAAACAAAUUCUUUGGACUCACGGUGCUCUGGCUGCAAAUGUCAAUUCCCACCGCUCCAAUCUCUCAUUGGGGCCAACUUCUCGCGUGUUCCAGUUCGCGUCCUACGAUUUUGACGUGGCCACAGUUGAGACAAUGUCUGCUCUAACUAGCCGAGCAUGCUUGUGUAUUCCAUCAGAGCAAGAGCGGGUCGAUGAAUUGGUUGACACAAUCAAUCGCCUCCGUGUCAAUUUCUGUACGUUUACACGAUCCACGGCAAAGCUCCUUCACCCAAACGAUGUACAGCUUCUAUCUACUAUAGUCUUCGCAGGCGAGAAUCUGAUUGAAGACGACAUAGAGCUCUGGAGAGGGCAUUGUCGAAUCGUAAACUGGUAUGGUCCCGCCGAAUGCUCAACGGCAACCUUCUGUAAUGUGGACGAGCCCACGUGGCGCGGCGGAGUAAUUGGCCAUAUUGACUCCAGAUAUUCAAAUCGCUUGUGGGUAGUGGACCCAGGUGUUCAUAGCCGGCUCGUUCCCUUUGGCGCAAUAGGUGAACUGGUUUUCGAAGGCCCGGCAUGUGCUGAUCGUUAUAUGAAUGACGUGGAAUUAACAAAGAAGCAUUUCUUUGACAGCCCGGCCUUUCCAUUGAAGGGAGGACACAUCAAUAAGCCAGGCAAAUUGGUUCGUCUCUACAGAACUGGAGAUCUAGCUCGAUUUGAGUCUAAUGGGAACUUGGUAUUCUUGGGGCGAAGGGAUAAUCAGCUGAAAAUCAAUGGACAAUUGGUCUACCCAGAGGAGGUCGAAAAACACUUGCGGCUAUUUUUGAACUCCACCGGUGCGAAUAUGGAAGUAGCUGUGGAAGGAGUGUCUUUUGAAAGUGAAGAUCAACUAUCGUUGGUUGGGUUCAUCGUAUCCCCAAACAAUAGCAUCGAGAUUUUGACAAAAGACAUUGAUAAAGAGCUUCGAAAGGCAUUACCCCGGUAUGCCAUUCCUUUAUAUUAUAUCUCUAUAUCUGAGAUGCCAAAAACUGGUACGGGUAAAAGGGAUAGGAGGAAACUCUUAGAUAUCGCUGCCUCGGUUGGCCGACCGUCUCCCACCGACACGCAAAGGUGGCCGAUUACAACAGGAGAAAAGAUGAUGGCAAAACUGUGGUCCAUAGUGUUGGGGGUUGAAUUAAACAAUAUAACUGCUCAUGACAGCUUCUUACAGAUGGGUAGCUCCAUCGAGGCGAUGCGCCUCGUGGGAUUGGCACGCCAGGAGGGAUUAAAAUUAACAGUGAGCACCAUAUUUGAAAAUCCUGUGCUUAUGGAUAUGGCCAAGGUUCUUGUUGCUCUCGAUAACACGAUGCAAGAAGAUGCCGGUCCAUUUAAACUUCUGCAUCGAGGCAUUGACAUUGAUAUGGCACGUGAACAAGCAGCAGCACUGUGCGGCAUAGAGAAAGGAAAUAUUGAAGAUUUGCUUCCAUGUACACCGUUACAGGAAGCUCUCUUAGCCUUGACUGCACAAUGUGAUGGUGACUACAUAAGUCACAACACAUUAAAACUCCUACAAUACGUCGAUAUUUCUCGUUUCAAAGCUGCCUGGGACCGGGUUAUUCAAGCACUGCCAAUACUACGGACGCGGAUUGUGGAUCUCCCUGGCCACGGCCUUGUUCAAGCAAUCGUUAAAGGACAGCAAAGCUGGGUACAGGCUAAAAACAUAAAUGAUUACUUGCAGCAAGAGGUGAAGAGCCCGUUGCGUCUUGGAUCAUCUCUUGUGAGAUUUAGCCUCAUCCCCAACUCUAUCGAGCAUAAGAAAGGAAUGGGGCGGGACACUUCAACACAACCGACGUUUGCCUUAACUCUACAUCAUUCAAUUUAUGAUGGUGUAACCAUAUCUUUGAUAGUGGAAUGUCUUGAGAAGUUUUACAAUAACGAUGUGACUCCUGCUUUAAGCCCUUUUCAGUCAUUUGUGGGGUACAUCUGUCAUCUGGAUCAGAAGUUGCAGUCCAAAUACUGGGAAGACCAAUUCCAUGGGUUAGAAGCAAUGCAAUUUCCUCCACUGCCCUAUUCCCAAUACCAUCCUAAAACGGAUUCCUUUUGCACAUAUACUCUGAACGACGUGAGUUGGAGAGCGGAUAACUAUACCCCAUCAACAAUAAUCCGCGCAGCAUUGGGUAUUUUGUGUUGCCAAUACUCGAACUCAUCGGAUACGGUGUUUGGAACCGUAAUAACGGGUCGCAAGGCCUCCAUCCAAGGCCUGGACAGAGUCGCCGGUCCCACUAUUGCGACUGUUCCAAUAAGAGUAAAUAUUCAAAAGAACUUAAAUGCCUUCGAAUUUCUCGGCGUUAUACAGAGCCAGGAGAUAGAAAUGAUCCCCCAUGAGCAAACUGGACUUUCUACAAUUCGGCGAAUAAGCUCCGAAACAGAAAACGCGUGCGCAUUUCAGACACUGCUCGUUGUACAAUCACCGGAAGCGAAACUACAAGAGUCUGGCUUAUUCGUCAGCCCAAGUGAGCAGCGGGAUAUGACAAGGUACUAUAACUUUACUUCAUAUGCACUGUCGAUUAUCUGUACACCCGAAGGAAGCAAUUUAAUGGUGGAGUUUUGUUACGACUCGGCCGUGGAAAUGAACAACAAAUCAAUUCAUGAUUUUGAUUUUCUAACAAGCAGGGAUCUCAACAAAAUUUGGCAUUGGAAUUCAGAGGUUCCAGCGAGUGUUGAAGAAUGCGUGCAUGAGUUGAUCUCUCAAGUUGCCAAGGUUGUGCCGGAUAAUAUGGCAAUAUGUGCAUGGGAUGGUGAAAUUAGUUACAGGGAGCUUGAUCAGCUAUCCAGUCAAGUUUCCUACUGCCUGGUGAAAAUGGGCGUAAAAAGAAACAUGAUUGUUCCACUAUGUUAUGAAAAGUCCCUAUUCGCUAUGCUAGCCGUCCUUAGUGUCAUGAAGACAGGGGCAGGCGUGUUAUUACUGGACCCCUCACUCCCAGAAGGUCGUCUCCAGACUAUCAUGGACCAAGUAAAACCAAGCUUCACUAUAUGCUCACCAGCUAGCGAAGGAAUUUGCUCGAGGUUGUUUCCUAAUCCCCUAAUCCUUGGUGGUGCAUUGAAGUGCAUUGAAGAAUUCAUAAAGACCAAUAGCGAUGUCGAAUCAGAAUUACUACAAGAACUCCCAAAGGUAUUUCCAUCUGAUACUUUAUACACUAUCUUCACGAGUGGAAGCACCGGAACACCAAAAGGAUGUAUCAUUCAACAUCGGAGUUUCAGCAGCGCAGUGACGCAUCAAAAAACGACCUUACAGCUCAAUCACCGUUCCAGAAUGUAUGAUUUCUCAUCAUAUUCGUUUGAUGCGGUGUACUGGAGUGCCAUCCAUGUUCUUACAGCGGGUGGAACACUGUGCAUUCCAAGUGAGGAGGAAAGAAAAAAUAACCUUACCGAAAGCAUACAAAGGUUUGCAACUACCGAUAUUUUUCUCACUCCAUCAACUGCACAUAGUGUUGAUCCGACAAGAAUACCUACUCUACAAAACAUUUACCUGGGCGGAGAAGUUGUAAACCCAUCUGAUGUUAGACUUUGGGCGCGGUUCGCCAACGUCUUUGUGGUAUAUGGCCCUACGGAAUGCUCUGCGAUUACCCUCUAUAAUCGAAUACAAAGUCCGAUUUCACAAAUGCCCUCAAUUGGCCGUAGCAUUGGGGUUGUCACUUGGAUUGUACAUCCAUCAUCGAGCGAUCGGUUAACACCUAUAGGGAUCGUUGGAGAGUUAUAUUUAGAGGGACCACUACUUGGUGAAGGGUAUCUCGGCGACCCCGAAAAGACUGCUCAAGCGUUUGUUGAAGAUCCACCAUGGUUACUUUAUGGGUCCCCAGAUGGCCAGUCACAAGGACGACAUGGCCGAUUAUACAAGACAGGUGAUCUUGUUAAGUACAAUCCUGCCGAUGGGUCUCUCAUAUUUAUAGGGAGAAAGGAUACACAAGUCAAACUGCGAGGACAACGAAUUGAACUUUCCGAAGUGGACUAUCACAUUCGACAAUGUCUCAACAAUAGGUUCCCAUUGAGCACACUUUCGGUGAUUACUGAAAUAGUUGUUCCAAAAGGGUGGAAUAAACCCACUUUAGUUGCUUUCAUUCAGUCCUCAGAAAUGAGAGAAACUAAGGGUUUUGAAAAGUACCUAGAACUAGAGCUAUCGAAAAGGUUACCUUUAUACAUGAUACCCACUAUCUAUCUAUCUGUCCAGCAUAUGCCUUUAACUCCGAGUGGCAAGGUAGAUAGAAUCCAAUUGCGGGGAAUUGGGUCUACCGCCAUGAUUGAGCACUUAGAUAGUCAAGUUAAGCCGGAUAGUACUAGUGCUCCCCUCACUAAACGAGAAAGUCAACUGUGUGCUCUGUGGGAAACAAUUUUAGAAAUCUCGGCCUAUCAAAUUGGAAUAGAAAGUAACUUCUUUCGACUCGGAGGCGAUUCUAUAUGUGCAAUGCGGUUGACGGCACUGGCUAGUGGUGAGGGUAUUACAUUGACAGUCAAAGACAUUCUCAUGUACCCUCGAUUAACUGACAUGGCGAAGACGAUGAUCUUACACCAGACCAGUGCCAAUAAUAACGCGCUCACCACUCCGUUCUCACUGUUAAAACAUCCGCAGGAUCAAAUGAUUCUCAUUGAUGAUAUCUCAAACCAGAGCGAAAUCAGCGAAAUCAAUACCUCGCUCAUUCAAGACAUAUUUCCUUGUACAAGUGUACAAAAGUCGCUCUUGUCAAUGAAAAAUGCCUACAUUGCCAGGUUUUCGAUAGCACUUAAAGAUGACGUGUGUAUAAAGGAUUUGAUUGAUGCCUGGGAACAAGUGAGAAAAACGAGGGCCCCCAUUCUUAGCUCCAUGAUUGUCAACACAACAUCGGAAGGUCUAGUCCAAGUAUUUUUGAAGUCGCCCAUACGGUUCCAGUCAUAUGAUACCUUAGAUGAGUAUUUCAAAGAGGAAAAGGCUAAGAAUAUGGGGCUUGGUACACCUCUCACCCGAUUAGCAAUUGUUGGAGAGACGGACUCUAGUAGUAAAUAUUGCAUAUUAACACAACACCAUGCAAUAUACGACGGGCACUCACUGAAGCUUCUUCUCAACGAGGUUUCCAAUGUCUAUGCUGGAAUUUCGGACAACCAUCACAUUGCAUCCUUUCAAAAUUUUGUUGAAUAUGUUGGCAAUGUUGAUGAGAAUGAAGUCAAGAGUUUCUGGGGUCAAGAGUUCUCUGAGUUAGAAGCAAUGCCUUUUCCAGUCCUGCCUCAAGAAAACUAUAAACCUAAAGCUGAUGAUAUGAUACGACGUACGUUUACAAACUUCACUUGGCCCAAAGGCGAGGUGACUGCAUCCACAAUCAUCAGAACAGCCUGGGCGAUUAUUACGGCCCGUUACACUGACUGCAACGAUGUUAUAUUUGGUGCUAUGGUAACAGGACGACAGGCCCCGUUAGAUGGAUUACAUCGAAUGAUUGCUCCGGCAAUUAAUGUCGUCCCAGUGCGGAUUAAACUAAGAGCCAAGCAGACGAUAGAUGAACUUCUUAAACAAAUCCUAAACCAAGCGAUACUCACGAUUCCGUACGAAAACACAGAUCUACUUAAUAUUCGACGGAUCAAUGCCAAUACCAACCAAGGCACGCGCUUUAAUUCUUUACUUGUCGUGCAGCCAGAAGGACAAACGAAUUUAGUUGAAACUGACGAGGGGCCUUUCAAGCAUCCAACGCUAACCAACCUGAACAAUGGAUUUGAUGACUUCAACCCGAAUGCACUAAUGCUGGUUUUCCAACUGACAAGCACUAAUGAGGUUCAUCUUGAUAUAAGUUUUGAUUCCCAUGUCAUUGGGAGAGAGCAGAUGAAUCGCAUUGCCUACCAGCUUGAACAUACUUUGCGUGAAUUGAUCUCAUGCGAUGUCGCACAGACGCUCGACUUUCUAGAUAUACUCAGUGUACAAGAUCUGAAUGAAGUAUGGAGAUGGAAUUCUUCUGUUCCCCAUUCGGUUCACGAGUGUGUCCACCACAUGAUUGCUAGAACAAUCAAGCGACAACCUGACAUGCCUGCCAUACAUUCAUGGGAUGGUAGCUUGACGUAUGGAGAAAUGGAGGUAUUAUCGAGCCACCUGGCUUCGUACCUCGUUUCCUCUGGAGUCGGCCCGGGUAUGACUAUUCCCCUUUGCUUUGAAAAAUCCAUGUGGCAUCCAGUAGCGGCGUUAGGCGUAAUGAAAUCAGGGGCCGCAUGUGUUUCCAUGGACUCCACGCAACCGGAGUCUCGUUUGAAAUCAAUUGUGAAACAGGUCAAUCCUAGUUUUGUACUUUCUUCAGAAAAGAAUAAAACCCUAUCAGAACGGCUUUCCGACGCUGAAGUAAUCAUUGUCGACCGCAACAAUUCCGCCUUCUCCGAACAUGGCUCUCCAAUAAGUGUAUUACCUACCAUUCGCCCAACAGCUGUCCUCUAUAUCGUAUUUACCAGCGGGUCAACAGGUGUUCCUAAAGGAGUUAUUACGACCCAUCAAAAUUUCGCAUCUGCAUCCACCCACCAGUCGAAAAUUCUAAAUAUCAAAGCGAAUUCUCGGGUUUUUGACUUCGUCUCAUAUAGUUUUGACGUUUCCUGGUCAAAUCUUCUGCAAACCUUGAUAUGUGGAGCCUGUCUUUGUAUUCCCUCAGAGUGGGAACGACGAAAUGAUAUCCCAGGUUCCUUAAACAGUAUGAAAUGUGACUAUGUCUAUUUCACCCCUUCCGUGGCCAAUUCAUUGGACCCAUCAGCAAUACCUGGAAUUCGAACCUUGGCGAUGGGAGGGGAGCCGAUCCAGGCUAGUGAACUCUUCCGCUGGGAACAAGUAGAGACCAUCAUUGGUAUCUAUGGCCCUGCAGAAUGCGCCCAAGCUUUGUCAUUUGCUCGGUUGAAUGGAAAAAGUCAGAACAAUUAUGUGGGUCAUUCUUUCGGGGCAAACACCUGGCUUACUAUACCGGACUGUCCAGAGCGUCUGGCGCCAAUUGGAACAAUUGGGGAGCUUCUAAUAGAAGGACCAACUGUAAGCCAGGGAUAUCUUAAUGACCCCAUACAAACGAACUGUGCCUACAUUCAAACCCCACAAUGGCUUGCACGGGGUACAUCAGGUCAAAAUGGUCGACAAGCGGUUUUAUACAAAACUGGUGAUCUGUUACGUUAUAAUUCAGACGGAUCUUUAACGUUCAUCGGUCGUAAAGAUGGCAUGGUAAAGCUCAGAGGGCAAAGAAUAGAGUUGGCAGAGAUUGAAUACCACGUGAGAGCAUCACUGAGUCACCCACACUUAUGCAGUGGAAUUGCUGCAGAAAUUAUUACGCCAAAGAACCUUACCACCUCAAUCCUGGCCAUUUUUGUUUCUCUAGAUUUUGACGAGAAUCAUGACCCUGAUGUAACGGUUUUAUCUAGACUUGCUCAAGUCACCGAUGGCAUAGAUGAAAGGCUCGCAAGCCGUGUACCGCAGUAUAUGAUUCCGGGAGCAUACAUCCCUGUCAAUAAGAUACCGAUGACUAUUACGAACAAAACGGACAGACGUGCUUUGCGACAAUUGGGAGACGAACAAACAUCGGAUAACCUUGCAAGGCCGCUACUAGAUGAAAGGAAAUACCGCGCUCCAUCAAGCGCAAUGGAGAAGAGACUUCAAAUUCUGUGGUCCUCCAUCCUUGGCAUCGAGGCCCGUAACAUCAGCACAGAAAGCAAUUUUCUCAGAAUAGGUGGAGAGUCUAUCGCUGCCAUGAGAUUGGUGUCCAUGGCAAAGGGCCAGAAUUUAUCGAUGACUGUCGCAGAUAUCUUUAAGGCUCCUCGGCUUUCUGAUCUCGCUCUUCUGGUGAAGGAGGGCAUCUUUCAACAAACGCUUCAACUAGAUGCCAAGUUUUCCCUGAUUGAUGAAGAUGAUCCUCAUAUGUUCCUCCAAAGAUUUGUUUAUCCCGUUUUGGGAGGUAAAUUUGGGGUUGUGGAGGAUGUUCAUCCUUGCACAGAUUUUCAAAAAUGUGCCAUACUUGAUGCAUUACAAGACCCACCCGGCAGACUUCCGCAUUGGAUAUUCACAUUACCAAUGGAUGUCGACUUUGACAAAUUGGAACAAGCCUGUAAAAAGCUAGUAAACAACUAUGACAUACUUCGGUCUAUCUUUAUUGAGGCUCGUAACCGAUUAUGGAUGGUUACAUUGACAAACUUGGAACCAGAAUAUGAUAUUCAUAACAUUGAUGACGAUAUUACAACCGCCAUAGACACGGUGUGUAAACAAGACUUGAGAGCUCCAAGGCAAUUUGGUCAUUCUUUCAUUCGCUUUAUAGUGCUUCGGCAUUCUGGAGGAAAUCAUAGACUCAUAUUUAGGAUUUCACAUGCCCAGUUUGAUGACUUCAGUUGGGGGACAGUUUUAAGCGCCCUAUCAUCGAUAUACGUCGAUGAUGACGUUCCAACACAGCCAACUUUCGCUCAAUACCUUUCUUACAGAGAAAGAACAAAAAGUCAAAGCUUAGCAUACUGGACUUCUAGAAUACGGCGUGCAAAUUAUCCAAUAUGGAGCACCAGCAAGUUGCCCUCUACAUUGGCUUCUAGCGAUAGGCUUGUUGUCGAAGAAACUUUUGAGAUGCCAAGUUUAGAACGAAUUCAAGGAGUCUCGAUAGCAACGAUCUUCCAUAGUGCGUGCGCAAUAGUAUUGUCACGCCAAUUCGAACAAGAGAAUGUCAUUUUUGGCCGUUUAGUGACCGGCAGGUCUAUGCUUCCAGGAAAUCUUAACAAUGUCGUUGGUCCUUGCAUGACAGAACUUCCAGUCAUCGUUCAUAUAGGUUCCAAUGACAACGUGGCUAGUGUCGCGCUGAGGUUGCAAGAACAAUUCAUACAGGACUCGGGCUAUGAGACAGCAGGAAUGGAGGAUAUUAUCCGAAGCUCCAAUAAUUGGCCAGAGUAUACGGCUGACUUCGGGUGGCGAACUGCCUUUCAACAAGAAGAUGGUCCUAGCCUCACGUUUUUAGGAUCAACUAGUGAGAUUUCGUUCUACAGCGGCGACCUACCAUCUCGGCCACGCCCAGAAGUUUAUGCUACGCCAAGGAAUGGGAAGUUAGAUAUCGUGUUCGAAGGUAAUCGAAGCUUGAUUGGGGAGGAUACUGUCCAAGAAUUUCUUUCGCGUCUCCAAAUCGUCCUUGGCGAUGCAUGACACAAAUGUGAGAGAAGUCAGAGCCGAGGAUAGCAUGCUUCGAACCGAGUUGACAGUUAUUAUUGCUGUUUAAUAGUGUAAUAUCUGCAAUUCAUAUGUUUUUCCCUUCUCUUUCGAUUUCGUGAUUUAAGAUAGAAGUAUUGAGCGCAUUAGUUCUAAAACAAUCAAUUGAAUUGUAU
Molecule: messenger RNA, 16669 nt
Organism: Talaromyces proteolyticus
Lineage: Eukaryota; Fungi; Ascomycota; Eurotiomycetes; Eurotiales; Trichocomaceae
Product: putative nonribosomal peptide synthase
Exons: 7
Coding region: 267-16490 (5407 amino acids)
Biological process (GO): amino acid activation for nonribosomal peptide biosynthetic process; secondary metabolite biosynthetic process
Cellular component (GO): cytoplasm
Molecular function (GO): phosphopantetheine binding; catalytic activity
Source: RefSeq, a predicted model, not a curated record